This is a messenger RNA of Camellia sinensis, 414 nucleotides long. Lineage: Eukaryota; Viridiplantae; Streptophyta; Magnoliopsida; Ericales; Theaceae. The record is from RefSeq and is a predicted model, not a curated record.
UCAGCCAUAACCAACAGAAACAGAGCGCAUAAGAAAAAAAAAACAGACACCAGAAGGAGGAGAGAAGCAGAGAUGGCAAUGGCGACCGCACUUCGCAGACUCUCUUCUUCAGUACACAAGCAGCCAAUCCAUCGUGUCUUCAAUGGCGGCUCAUUCUACCACCUGUCGUCUUUGCCGAACGAAGCUGUCUACGAGAAGGAAAAAUCGCGCGUAUCAUGGCCAAAGCAAUUGAAUGCUCCACUUGAAGCUGUCGAUCCUGAGAUUGCCGACAUUAUUGAGCUUGAAAAAGCUAGACAAUGGAAGGGACUUGAAUUGAUACCCUCAGAGAAUUUCACAUCUGUCUCUGUCAUGCAAGCAGUUGGAUCAGUAAUGACUAACAAAUACUUUAGAAAUUGAUAGUUUGUCUAUUUGGUU